Molecule: messenger RNA, 861 nt
Organism: Papaver somniferum (opium poppy)
Lineage: Eukaryota; Viridiplantae; Streptophyta; Magnoliopsida; Ranunculales; Papaveraceae
Product: DUF724 domain-containing protein 5-like
Exons: 1
Coding region: 77-778 (233 amino acids)
Source: RefSeq, a predicted model, not a curated record
UUCAUCAUCAAAGUUGCAUUUAUCAGAGUGAAAUCCGUCAUUUUUCAGUUAAAUCUAAGAUAAUCAAGAAGCAUCAAUGGCAUUAAAUCUAAGAUCAUCAAAAAAAGGAAAACUAGUCUUGAAAACUUCUCCUUCACAAUCAUCAACACCUCCUCCUCCUCCUCCUGCUCUUAACUUGAAAUUCCCACUGGUACAGCAAAGGUCUUCUUCUUUAUCUCCCCAAGUUAACCUUCUCCAUGAUCAAGUGUUCACAUCACUUCCCCAAUCUCCUCACUUCAACCCACUUGCAAAGCUCAGUGAAAGCAUCAGAGAAGGAAUCAAACAUGGGUUUGAUAUAGCAUUUCUGAAUCUAGUUAUGAAAUUCCAGGACUUUGUUGAUGUUUAUACUUUUCUGAGUGAGGUGGAGUGUUAUGAGAAAGAGUUUAUGGAGUUUGAAGAAAUGGGUUAUGAUUUAACUGAAAUAAGAAAAAGAUUCAAUCAACUGAAAGGAAGAGCUGAACAGGAAAUGGAUUUGAAAGAUGAAAUUGACAAAUUAGAUGAAGAGAAGAAACACAGAGAAGCGACGGUUGAAAGCAAGGAGUUGAUUUUGAUGGAGCUUGAAGCAAAGUCUGCAAGGGUAGCAAAUGAAAUAGAAAUGGAGAAAUCAAUGAUUAAGAGAAUUGAUAAUAAGAAGAGAAAGAUGAUGAAAAACUCAAACGUGUAUGAGAACGAGUUUAGAAAAUUAGCUAAUGAAUUUCCAUCAUUCCAUGGUAAUGUCAUAUUUGAUGGAGAUGAAUGAUCAAACUGGAAUCUGUAACUAGAACCCAAAAGUACUAGAAUAUGAUGAUCAUGAAUGAAGAAAAUAUGUUAAUCUGUUUUUGG